Messenger RNA from Umbelopsis ramanniana AG, 3385 nucleotides. RefSeq lists its product as uncharacterized. The transcript has 5 exons. The record is from RefSeq and is a predicted model, not a curated record. Gene Ontology annotation, molecular function: protein kinase activity; ATP binding. Bases 332 to 3124 code for a protein of 930 amino acids. Lineage: Eukaryota; Fungi; Mucoromycota; Umbelopsidomycetes; Umbelopsidales; Umbelopsidaceae. Gene Ontology annotation, biological process: protein phosphorylation.
GUUACUGACAGGUUUUGCUCUGCUCUGGUCGACGGCUAAUUUAAUUAAGAAUGUAUAACUAAGACGACUAGACAAGACAUAAAUGUCGUCAAGAACGCUAUUCGCUUCCUUCUAAGAAUGCUCUUAUACUUAAGACGGUCUUCUUACAGCGAUGGAGGGUGGCAACCAUGGGGUUACGGCUUCCAAUCAAAUAACUCUCCACCGUCCGUCGUCUUUUUCGGGAGUCACGAGGUCACCUCACCUCACCCCGCUCGCUUCAUACUGACUCAGACUAACCAAUUUUUUUUUUCUUUACCUCUUCUCAACCGUGCAAAUGCAGCAGUAGCUGGUCAUGACCUUAGCCACUGCUUGCUUUGACACAGAUUCCUCCGUAGCAGAGGAAUCUUCAACCAAGUUCUGGCACAGAAAACCAACAAGCGACGAUUCAGGUAGAAACGACAACCAAGAUUCAGACAAUGACAGCUGGCCAAGUACAGCAAGCGACGGCAGUAUUAGUAUAAGCUUCGACCAUGACCCGGAAACCCAAGACGCUCCAGACUCAAAAGCAUCUUCUAGAAAGUCGUCGAAUAAUUUAUUUUUCAAUCCCGUCUACGAUGAAGACGGGUCAAGUGCAUCGUCACCCGCCAUCACCCUGGAUAUCAGACGGAGAUAUACUACGAAUGCGAAUUCAUCCAAACGUCGACAAACAAAAUUGCUGUUAGUCGCCUUGAUCGAAUCGUUUUGCGCCAUCUAUGGAGACCACCCGGAAAAUAAUCGGCGGAUCUUCUUCCUUAUCUGUCAAACUCUCAACUCUAUGGGCUUUGUUGACAAGGAGUUUGUUGACGAAAUGGCCAGUGUAAGGUCUUCCUUCCAGCGCGCCUUUCAACGUUUGUUCUGGACCGCCCUCGAGACGAUCCGCAGUGAAAACUUUCAACUUGCUGGAGGUCACAAGCUUAUCACGACCAACACAUGGAACGAACAAGACGACCGCAGCCAAGUAGACGACUUUGACGCCAUUGUUGAAGACACCUUGUCUUCUUCUAUUCCUGCGUCCCAUAUACUCCAAAACCUACCGACAAUGGGCUUUGAUCUCAGCGUGGACAACUCAAGAUAUUUGAGUGAUUUUGUUGAGAUCUCCCUGUUGGGUAAAGGUGGGUUUGCCAGUGCUUGGCGAGCUCGUAAUAAACUGGACGAUAUUGAGUACGCCAUCAAGAAGGUUUGGCUUGGCAACGAUAUCGAAGAAGAUGGUUCCAAUCCCUACGACAAGAUUUUCCGUGAAAUCAAGAGCUUGGCUCGUUUGGAACACAAAAAUGUCAUUCGGUACUAUUCGUCAUGGCUGGAAUGGCGCCAAGGUCGCAAAGACGAUGACCUAGAUACAGCAGACCAUUUAUCCGAUCAAGAUGACUGGUCCAACCACAGCGACAUGUCGAAACAUUCCACAACAAGUGUAUUCGAAGGCAUUGAUCCUACCUUCGAGGACUCUACAGACUUUGGUUAUGCUCCUGAAACGAGCUCCACCGAGAUUUCGGGAGGUAUUGAUUUCGUAAGCGACCAUAGUACUUCCAACCCUAGUCAUCCCAGUACUUGCACGGAAAAAGCGGCUCCCGUCGCGUCCAUACUCAAACUUGGAAAAGCCAUUGCCAAUGAAAUACGUCGUGACAAUCAUUGUACUUUUGUUGUCCCCGAAGAAGAUCACCCCUUGGCCAAUCCAUCCAGUGAUGACAGUGGUGCGCUUGAAAACCAACCCCCUAUGUCACCUCCUAAUAGUCAACCUCAAGUCAGUAGUAUACCAAUUAUCAAGCACGAACGCAAGAACAGUCAUCAUCGAAGACAAGCUUCCAUAGACUCUUACUCCAAGCACUCUCGUACGCAAGCACCAGUGGGGGGUUGGACAUUAUUUAUCCAAAUGCAACUGUGUCCUGCCACGUUACAAGAUUACAUUCGACAUCGAAACCGAUAUUACACUGAAACUGGCUGUUGUGUUGGUCCUGACGAUUGUCGCCGAAACAUUGAGAUUUUUUCACAAAUCUUAGAUGGCGUGGCGUACAUUCAUGAACAGGGCUUGAUUCACCGUGAUUUGAAGCCGAGCAAUAUCUUUUUAGGUGAAGCAGCAGGGAGUUCGCGUCGUAAGAACAGUCAAUCUUGGAGCCGACGUCGUGCUAGCAAAGAUGAUAGCUCUUUCUCAUCUUCGUCUGAGUCUGCCUCUUCGGCUGACUACUUUAAACGCCAUCUCUUGGAAGGCGACUGGGUGCCGAAAAUUGGCGACUUUGGCUUGGUAGCCAAUAUGUCUGGAACCGAAGGCGAAGCAAUGGUAUCUGCUUCCAGUCCGCUUUCCGACAGUAUCAGUGACUUGGGUUCUUCCUUUGGAACCGCUGGUCAUAGUCUUCGUGAUAUGUCUCAUAGUGCUGGCAGUUUUAGAUGUGGUAGUCACUUGUCGGCUACCUCCACCUCAUCGCGACGUCCCAGUCGAAAGUAUCAUCAUUCACGCACCUCACCGGUUGGAACCAUCACGUAUGCGUCACCGGAACAGCUUGCCAAUCCUCCUCUGGCCUAUGACCAUAAAGUUGAUAUCUAUUCAUUGGGCAUCAUCUUUUUCGAAUUGUACCAGCCGUUUGCCACAGGUAUGGAGCGGGCCGAAUCUUUGAAGGAACUGAAGAAAGGCGUUCUUCCUGAUUACUUUGUCAAAAAGUUUCCCAAAGAGUCUGCUCUUAUUCUCUGGAUGAUGUCUGAAGAUGCAGCACAACGACCAAGUGCCCAGCAACUGAUCGAAUUCGAAAUGUUUGCCAUUCCACCUGACAUGUACAAUAGCUUGCAUAUUCAACUUCAAGACAAGACCAAAGCCCUAGAUCAAAAAGACAAUGAAGUGGCUCAUCUGCGCGCUGCUAUGGCUAAAAAAGAGAAAGAAUGCGAUGAAAUGCGCAUCAAGAUUGAGCGUAUGGAGGCUACACUGAGAAGAAUGGAGUUAUCGCAUGGCCAUACUCCUUUAGAUGGCUAUUCGACUGUGGAGCCUUCAACUUCUCCUAGAGACCCACCUGAUGAGCCCCACCAUGCACAGCUUUUCACACACUGGCGAACUACUUCAACCUCUCAAAGAGACGCAUCGCCUUCACCACCAUUUGACAAGAUUAAAUUGAUUAUAGAAUGAUUUUUUUCCGCUCCAUCAAGUCUAAAGAGAACCAAAGCAGGAUAACCAUCCCCCCAAGAAAACCCGUCAAAUAACAACAAAAAAAUUGUAUAUAACCCUCAUCAUAUCUUGCUAUAUAGUCGUUUCUGUUACUUUUUCUCCCCCACUUCUCUUUCGUUUAAAUACUGUAGUAGUAACAAAUUUAUUAUGGAAACAAAGAUGGAUUGUUUCAGCCCUUGGAAAGCGGUGGCUUAUACGAGAGCCAUUUGAAACGCUCGCUGC